AUGUACACUAAUCGAAAAAAGAAUUUUUUAUAUUUAAUAAGAAAUUCAACAAUUGAAUCUACUCGUUUCGAUGAAUGUACAGGUUGUGAAAUACCUUGUAAAGAACAUAUUUCUUAUCCACCUGAAAUACUUAAAAGAAUUGAUCAAAGUAAUAUGAGUAAUUCUGUUGAAAAACAUUGUCGUCAUUUAUGUAUUGGACAAUCUAUUUUACCUUCUCAAUGGCCAAAAGAUGUUAAAGAUUUACAAGGAAAUUAUAUAAGAGAAUUAACAAAAAUUUUACAUGAAAAUAAAGAUUCUAUUGGAUAUUCAAUUAAAGUAACAUCAACAUCGAUAAUGUCAAAAAAUAAUUCAGAACAAAUAGCUGAUUGGUAUUUAUUUCCUGAUCAAAUUAAAUUAUAUAAUGUUCAUAUGAAACAAGUAAAAGAUAUUGUACAAAAAUUAUUCAUUAAUGAUGAAUCAAUUAUUAAAAUAAAAGAUACAACAAAAACAAUUGAAGAACAACUUAAACAAAAUAAUCAUUUGCCUAUAUUUUAUGAAAAUAUUAUAUGUGAAAAAUUACAUGGCCUUUGGAUACUUGUUUGUUGUCAUUAUCAACGUGAUCAACGAUGUGGAGUAAUCGGACCAAUUUUAGUUGAUGAAAUAGAAAAGUACAUUCGUAAGACUAAUCGUACUGAUAAUGUUCAUUGUUUAAAAAUAAGUCAUAUCGGUGGACAUAGAUUUGCUGGUAAUGUCGUCAUUUACCCAUCGGGUACAUGGUAUGGUCGAGUAUUGACAUGUCAUAUUCCAUUAUUAAUUGAUGCUUAUACAUCAUCAUCAACAACAGAUUUAAAAAACAAAUUAAAACCUCUUCUACGCGGACAUUUAGAAACAAUUUGA
This is a messenger RNA of Rotaria sordida, 876 nucleotides long. NCBI's taxonomy places the organism in Eukaryota, Metazoa, Rotifera, Eurotatoria, Philodinida, Philodinidae. The record is from the annotation of a GenBank genome assembly.